Penicillium verrucosum is the source of this 549-nucleotide messenger RNA. RefSeq names its product DNA-directed RNA polymerase I core subunit RPA12. Bases 1 to 549 code for a protein of 182 amino acids. NCBI's taxonomy places the organism in Eukaryota, Fungi, Ascomycota, Eurotiomycetes, Eurotiales, Aspergillaceae. The transcript is spliced from 3 exons. Gene Ontology annotation, molecular function: nucleic acid binding; DNA-directed RNA polymerase activity; zinc ion binding. The record is from RefSeq and is a predicted model, not a curated record. Gene Ontology annotation, biological process: DNA-templated transcription; termination of RNA polymerase I transcription. Gene Ontology annotation, cellular component: RNA polymerase I complex.
AUGAAUUCAAUAUGGGUGACGGUACCCCAACUGCCACCUGUGACCGCCUAUCUAGAGGCUCGUGCGUCCAAAAAAAGUUGCAUAGAUUAUUCGCUGCAUAAGGUCCCGUUCGUUGUCACUCUGCUUACGCCUUUGAUCUUCUGCAGCUUUCAGAUCGUCAAUUUCAUUUUACACUCUAUCAACAUGUCUGCCAUAGGUUCCUUGAUUUUCUGUACGGAUUGUGGUAAUCUCCUGCGAGAAUCUACUGGCAAUGCGAAUGCGAUUCUGCACUGUGAUGUCUGCGGCACUCGGAAUAAAGAUACAAUUCCCCAAACAACCGUGUCUGAGUCCAAGCCGUCCGCAUUCCCCUCAGCAUUGAGAGCCAAACGAUCGGCAGUCCAGACCCUGUCAGCAGAGGACCGGAAGACUGAGGCUAUCAUUGAUCGCACAUGUAACGAAUGCGGGAGGAAGGAGAUGUUCUACACUACAGUGCAACUGCGCAGUGCCGAUGAAGGAAGUACCGUGUUCUACAGAUGUGUCUGCGGAUUCAAGGAAACCUCCAACAAUUAA